AUGUGGAACCAGAAUCAGAUCGAAAUCCGAGCCAUCAUCGGUGGUGACGUUGUCGCCAAAAGCACCCGAGCCACGCUCUAUCAGCCACCGCGACGACAGCAUAUCGCCAAAGUGAGCAGUGAUUUCGUUGGAGCUAUUUUCGGCGGCUUACCGAAAAUUUGCUGGACAACAACGAAGCAUCCGAGCUACGCUCUAUCAGCCACCGAGACGACAGCAUAUCGUCAAGAAAAAAAAACAUCUACACUCCGGUUUCCAGCAUCCCGGUGGCCGCAGACACUGAGCGAGCUGCUCUCGUUUCCGGAUGUUUUCAUUCGGGAAAGGGUUAGAGAGGAACCAUUUCAUGCAUCAACAUCUGGGAGCGAUUUUGCUGAAGAAAUUACAAUAAUCGAUGAGGAGUACCUCGAUGCUACUGAUGAAAACAACGCUGAUGAAAUCCUACCAAAGAAGCCAUCGAACAGAAGAUCGAAGAAGAAAUUGUCAACUGAGCAGUCUACAAUACAAGCGGCCGUGAAUGAACUGAAGGAACUGAAUAAUAAUUUAACAGUGUCUGCCUCGAGUAUGGGAGAACCAGAAGAUGAAUGUGAGGCAAUUGGAAGACAUGUUAUAAUGCAGCUCAGACAGUUAUCCCCAAUUGAUAGAAUUGAUGCGACAGAUGAAAUACAUGCAAUUCUUUCUAGAUACCGUAAGAAUGCCCUCUGCGUCAGUAGAAUGCAAUACACAUAUUCUGAUCACGAAUAUACUGAAACAUCACAGGCGACUGUAGGUUUUCCACCAAGAUCACCCUAACGUCCUACAUCUUCACAAUCAAAUCAACAGUCGCAAAUACUAUAACCAAGUCAUGCAAUAUUGUACUAUUUUUAAGGAUCACUUUCCAUACAAUAGAACUUAGAUAAUAAAAAAAGCUACUUACUUUAAUAAAAUCUUUUAGACUGAAAUUUAUAGCGUCACAUACUUCCGGAAUUAUCUUAGCUAUGGAUGCCUUCGAGAUUCUAAAAAAUAUCGACAAUAAUCUGAACGAUAUUCCAGAGGAGAGGUACACCAAAGUAAUUUCUAAUUUCACUCUUGCAGGUAUAGCACCCCUCAUAAGUGUAUCUUGGCGUUGUAUUUUUGGAGCAAUUAAAUCCAAUAGUGUUUCCACUUGUUCUGGUGUUACUCUCAACACUGCUCUGUACUCUCGGGGAUCAUUAUCGUAGAGUUCGUUCAGUAUUGUAUUUGUUGCUCCUUUUUUUUGCAUCCAAUUCCUGGCCCAAAUCCUUUUGCCUUUCUGCUUUUUCCGAAUAGUACCUUCAGCUCGAAGUAAUUCAGCACAAAGUAUUUUUGUAACCGCUUUUGUCACGGUACGAACUACAGUCAGCCGUGUUUUGCUGGACAACAUUGUAUACGGUAUAAACUACGGUUAGCGUGUAUUUCGGGAUCAAAUUGUGUGAUAAUAAAUGCAACUGAAAACCUGAGAUAAAAACUGCCAAUAGAGAUGUCGAUUUCGGAUCAAUUAUCUGUCAAAUUCUGAUCUGAUUCCUGUUUCUCAUUAUUUGAUGUACAUUUGAAAAAUCACCUGGCAUCCCUGGUAAACCCGUGCUGUUGUAUCUAGUUACAUGCCAACAACUCACACUGUGUGAACAGACAAGGCGAGUCAACCGAUUGUCAAGCGAGUCCACCGGGUCA
This is a messenger RNA of Toxorhynchites rutilus septentrionalis, 1662 nucleotides long. RefSeq lists its product as uncharacterized. Bases 1 to 786 code for a protein of 261 amino acids. The record is from RefSeq and is a predicted model, not a curated record. The transcript has 4 exons. Lineage: Eukaryota; Metazoa; Arthropoda; Insecta; Diptera; Culicidae.